AUGGCCUCCUUCAGGCUGCUUACUCUAGAGUUAUUAACUUUUACUGGAGGAUACUUGUUAUUCUUAAAUCUGCAGUACUUGGAUUUAUACUUUAUAAAUUUCCAGAAUACCAGAUUUAUAAAAAUAUAUAAUCUAGAGGAAAUCUCUUAUUACCUGAAAUUUUCUAUAAGUACUAGUCAAACUGAAUUUACUAACUUUGGACUACGGGAGUUGGCUUUCUUUAUAAUAUUUCAGCAAAGCUGGGUCGCUGACAAUAAGUUUAUAAUUAUUCAGGACAUUAUGGAUUUUAAUAAUUAUAAAAUUAAAGAGGUUGAGCUUUUUAGUUCUAUCUGUACUAUUGAGGAAGAACGCGCUCUGAGACUGGAGAAAAUAGACUUCUAG
Molecule: messenger RNA, 381 nt
Organism: Aspergillus vadensis CBS 113365
Lineage: Eukaryota; Fungi; Ascomycota; Eurotiomycetes; Eurotiales; Aspergillaceae
Exons: 4
Coding region: 1-381 (126 amino acids)
Source: RefSeq, a predicted model, not a curated record